GCCUGGGCUCCGGUGCAGAGUUGGCAGCAGCGGAUCAGGAUGGCUGCCCCCACGCAGCGCUGCCGCGGAGGCCCCGGAGGCCCCGCCGGCCCCGCGAGGCCCCGGCUGCGGCUCGCGGUGCUCCUGGUGGCCGCGUGCUGCCUGCCGGCGGCCGCCGCGCUGGUGGAGGGUCUGUACUGCGGCGCGGAGGUCUGCUACGACGUGCUCGGCGUCUCCCGGGAGGCCGCCAAGCCGGACAUCGCCCGGGCUUACCGGCAGCUGGCCCGCCGGUACCACCCGGACCGGUUCCGGUCGGGAGAGCCCGGCCUGGAGGGAGAGACCCGCGAGUCCGCCCACCAGAAGUUCCUCCUCAUCGCGACCGCCUACGAGACGUUAAAGGACGAGGACGCUCGGAGGGACUACGACUACAUGCUGGACCACCCGGAGGAGUACUACCACCACUACUACACGUACUACCGCCGGCAGCUCACCCCCAAGGUGGACGUCAGGGUCGUCAUCCUGGUCACCAUCUGCGCCAUCUCCAUCUUCCAGUUCUACAGCUGGCACAGCAGCUACAACGAGGCCAUCAACUACCUGGUGACGGUGCCCAAGUACCGCAUCCAGGCCACGGAGAUCGCCAAGCAGCAGGGCCUCCUCAACCGGCCCAAGGAGAAGGGCAAGAACCGGCGCUCCAAGGAGGAGGUGCGUGAGCAGGAGGAGGAGGUGAUCCGCGACAUCAUCAAGAACAAGAUCGACAUCCAGGGCGGCUACCAGAAGCCCAACCUGAGCCACAUCCUGCUGUGCCAGAUCGUGCUGUCGCCCUACUACCUCACCCAGUACGCCUCCUGGUGCGCCUCCUGGUUCUACCGCUUCACCCUCUGCAGGGAGGAGUACGGCGAGGAGGAGAAGUUCUACAUCAUCAGGAGGAACAUGAAGCUGUCUGAGUCCCAGUUCUCUGGCGUGGAUGAGAGCGCCCGGCAGUCCUUCCUGGAGAAACGUCUGUGGGUCAGAGAAAACUACGAGAUGCACAGAAAGGAGCAGGAGGCGGAGAUGAAGGUCAAGAUGGCGACCGACCCGAGGAUGAAGAGGUACCGCCGCUGGAUGAAGAACGAGGGUCCGGGCCGGCUGACCUUCAUCGACGACUGAGGCCGAGCCUGUGACACACACACACACACACACACUCUGCUGGGUGGACUGUACAGAAAGAGGAACUAUGCUGUUUAUAUGAGGAGAGAUAUUUUCAUAGUCGGGUCAUGAAGUGGAAUAAACUGUUUAACGGGCUUCAGGCUCAUCAGUCUU
Molecule: messenger RNA, 1278 nt
Organism: Pseudoliparis swirei
Lineage: Eukaryota; Metazoa; Chordata; Actinopteri; Perciformes; Liparidae
Gene: dnajc25
Product: DnaJ (Hsp40) homolog, subfamily C, member 25
Exons: 5
Coding region: 40-1125 (361 amino acids)
Biological process (GO): protein folding
Cellular component (GO): endoplasmic reticulum membrane
Source: RefSeq, a predicted model, not a curated record